GACGAUUUUUGAACUUAAAUUCUCUGUUUGUAUUUUAAUAAUUAGUUGCUAAAUUCAAGAACAAAAAUUGAAAGCACAUGGACCCUCGACUCUUUCUAGUACCAAAAAAGCAACUUUUCUUCUCAAACAUCACAUUUCACUGCACCGUUCCCUAAAUUCUUGUUUUUUCAAUUAUUAGUAUUAUAAGUUUGAACUUCAAACCAUGACUUGAACUCAAACCACCAUUAGCGAAGGCAUGGCAGAAGUAACUUCAAAAGAUUGCAACAUUAACAUGAAGGAUAUCACCCGACAAGUACCAAACAAGAAUGAUCCAGUUGAAGCUCUCACCUCAAGAAAUGGAGAUUCAGCUCAAAAGAUUGAAAAUAUCGAUGAAGAACCCGAAGAAAAAGGUACAAGUUUCGGAAUAUUCAUGUUCUUCAUCAUUCUUGAGUCAGCUGCAUUAUUAUGUGUAAUGGGUGUUUUAAUUUCUAGCUUAACAGUGGAAAAACUGAAAAAACCUAUAUUUUGGAGUCUUGGUAUUUGGAAAUGGUGUUUAUUAGCAUUAUCUAUACUCUGCGGAAGAUUAAUUUCGUAUCUUUUAACUGAAGCUACACUCUUCUUGAUUUGGACUUUCUGGCUUGAUGAGAAAGUUCUUUACUUUGCUUAUGGAGUCAAAAAAAGUGUUAUGUUUUUUAUCUGGUUAAGUUUAGUAACCCUAGCUUGGGGUUUAUUGUCUACACUCGGAGUUAACCGGAGCAAAGAGACAACCGAGAUUCUCCACGAUGUAACCAAGGGUCUCGGCGGUUGUCUCAUCGGAGCCGCCUUAUGGCUGUUGAAAACUCUGUUUGUUAAGCUAAUUGGUUCUUUACAUGCUACUAAGUUGUUCCAGAAGAUUAGGGAGGCGAUUCGCCUUCGAAAAGUUGUUCUUGCGCUUUCUGUUUUGAACAUGUCGAUGGAGUAUACGGGUAGAAAGAAGUCGAAAAGUGUUUCAGUUAGGUUUACGAGGCUUGUUCGAGCGUUUUCGAUUGCGGAUAUUGAUGAUAUUGAUUCGGAGAAGCAGAAGGGGAACAAGGUUUCGAUUUUUCGAGAGAAAGUUGCGGAAAUUGUAUGCAAGAUGGGGUUAAAGAAGAAGAGUAAAGAAAAAGCUGAUGGGGUUUCGACUCAUACUAUGAUCGAGUUGAUCAAUGCGAUUCGGGGUAAGAAAUUGAUCCCUCUUACUUAUAUCACCACCAAGAAGAAGAAUAAAGAUGGGGCAGUUGCUUAUGGAAACAACAUUAAUGAGAAGAUGGCUAAAGCACUCAGAGCUGCUCAAGAGAUUACUGAUGAGGCAGAAGCAAAGAUUGCUGCUAAUGAUUUGUUCAGUACACUUGCAGGGUCUGAAGAUGCCGGGUAUUUGGAUUUGGAAACACUAUUAGAGUUUGUGAAAGAUGAGAAAGUGAAGGAUCAGUUAUAUGGUUUAGCAGAAGACAAAUGCAAAAAAACUGAAGCUUUAAUGACUAUUGCAGAAAAUGAACAAAUGGUUUUAGAGCCAGAACAGAGCAAAGCAGAAGGAAAACAGAGCAAUAUAGAGGAAAAACAUAUCAAGAAAUCAGUUUUUAGGAACUGGGUGGUUGACAUAUAUAGGGACCAUGACUCACUGAACAACACAUUAAAGCAUAGCAAAACAGCAAUAGACGAACUGAAUGUGAUUGCUUCAGUGAUUGUGCUGUUUAUAAUCACCGUAAUGUGGUUAAUUUUCAUGGAAUUUCUGCCCACAAAGUUACUUCUGUUUCUAUCCUCGCAACUUCUGCUGGUGGCUUUCAUGUUUGGUAACACAGUCAAGACUGUUUUUGAGGCUGUCAUUUUCGUGUUUGUGGUACACCCUUUUGACGUCGGCGAUCGUUGUGUUAUCCAGGGUGUUCAGAUGGUGGUGGAUGAGAUGAACAUAUUGACUACAACUUUCUUGAGAUUCGAUGGUGAAAAAAUAUACUAUCCCAAUUCAGUUCUAUCAGUCAAACCCAUCAGCAACUUCUACAGAAGUCCACCGAUGAUGGACACACUAGAAUUUGCAAUUGAUCUGCGUACUCCGACAGCAACCAUCGAACAGCUGCAAGAGAAAAUAAAAACGUAUUUGGAAGAUAAUCCGAGGCGGUGGCGACAUGAUCACAGUGUGCAAUUCAAGGAGAUUGAAGAUGUGAAUAAAAUGAAAGUUGCAGUGUUUGUGAAUCAUACCAUAAACUUUCAGAACAUUGGUAAGAAAGGUAAAAGAAGAUCCGAGCUUGUUCUUGAAAUGAAGAGAAUUUUCGAGGAGCUUAGGAUUGAAUAUCAUUUGCUGCCUCAACCAGUUCAUCUGAUGAAUUAUGCUGAAUCCACAGCUUCUCAGGUUCCAUUUACAGGAAAGCAACCUUACUACUGAGUUUUUAGAUUGAACGCCUCGAUAUGUUGCGCGACUGACGUGGCACAACCGUUGCAUUCUAUAAUUAUUCUUACUAUUAUACUUUAGGAAGUGCUAAAAAUUAUGUCUCAAUUACUAAUAGAUAAAAGAAGUUUGAUUAGUUGGAUCUUUUAGGCCUUAUUAGUUUGGCCAGUCAGGAACCUCUUAUUUUUGGUUAUGGAUUUUUGAAAAGGUUCCUCAUUCAUAUUUUGACCCUGUCGACGAGCUUAUGUAAUCUUAUUUAAUUAGUAUUUCACCUUUUCGAUUUUUUUAA
This is a messenger RNA of Mercurialis annua (annual mercury), 2666 nucleotides long. Its product is annotated as mechanosensitive ion channel protein 10-like. The transcript is spliced from 5 exons. NCBI's taxonomy places the organism in Eukaryota, Viridiplantae, Streptophyta, Magnoliopsida, Malpighiales, Euphorbiaceae. Gene Ontology annotation, cellular component: plasma membrane. Gene Ontology annotation, molecular function: mechanosensitive monoatomic ion channel activity. Gene Ontology annotation, biological process: detection of mechanical stimulus; monoatomic anion transport; transmembrane transport. Bases 236 to 2374 code for a protein of 712 amino acids. The record is from RefSeq and is a predicted model, not a curated record.